AUGGUAGAUUUUGCAAAGUCCAUUCUUGGUCUUGGAGGUUACCACAAGAAGGAGCCUACACCCACAUCCGAUAACGACCACUACACCGACGUCGAGUCGUCUCAGAGCACUGUAACUCGAAUGCUGGGAUCUUUUCAUCACGACGGCCGCGAAUCCUCCGCGGAGCCUGCUCCAAAGAAGUUAUUGCCAAAAAACUUGGCCGCCACCCCUACCACCGCCGUGCUGGACAACUCGUUGGCCUACGGUACCACUACAAUGGCUAGCGAUCCCCAGGGCCAGCAUUUUUUGGGUGAUUUGCUGCCUUACUAUUCCAACCAGGGCCAAUUGCACCAUGUUGAUGCCUAUAAUACAACCGCUAUUGCAUCUGCUGCUGCCACCGCUUCCAAUUACAGAGUGAAUCAACAUCAGGCAUACGGAGCUACCACAGGCACCAUGCAAGAUGCUGAGCCCUCCAGCGGCAUGGUUUCCUCGUCUGCCUCGCUGGGCUCCUCUUCUCAACCUGUAAUUAUCACCACCGACGAGAAGGGUCAAACAUCCCAGGCCAAGCAAUCUUCACAACCCAAGGGAAAACUCAAGGUCACCAUCAUUGGUGCCAAAGACUUGCUUGUGUCGGAGUAUUCACAGCCAUAUGUGGUCUCUACCUUCGAGAGUUCCGAGUUUGUCAACAAUGCCACACCUAACACACCUUCCUUGAGCAAAACCCCAGUAUUUCCCAAACUGGGCGGCAUGCCUAUGAGGCAACCGAAGGACAAGCGUCCUGCGCUCUACCAGAGACAGUCAUCGCAGCUCAACUUCAAUUCGGGCGAAACAGAUUCAACAUGGAACCAUGAGGCCGUGUUUGACGUUGUGGGCUCCAAGUCCGAACUUGAGAUCUCCGUGUACGACGCGGCCAAAGAUGAUGCUUUCUUGGGCCAGGUUCGUAUUUUUCCAAGCACCGAUGCUUCUACAGCCAGCAAGACGCACGAAGCUGAAUGGUUCCCAUUACGUGCAAGAGUUGUUGGAGAACGUAGCCCUGGUUCAUUCAUCCCUGGCAACCCUAACCUUCCACCCGACGAUCAGGUCAUUGAAGACCAGAUUGAUGAAGAAGAUGAAAUGGACAUUGACAAUGAUGAUCAGAUGGAAAGUGAGGAGUUUGUGAAUGGACGGUUCGACUUGUGA
Molecule: messenger RNA, 1158 nt
Organism: Sungouiella intermedia
Lineage: Eukaryota; Fungi; Ascomycota; Pichiomycetes; Serinales; Metschnikowiaceae
Source: the annotation of a GenBank genome assembly